AUUUUAAUCUCAGAGAGUAUAGCCAAAUGUCAAAUAUGUUAGCUUGCUCCAAUUCCGUCUUUGAAAUCAACAAAAUUUUUCGAAAAUAACAAAUCAGUUUCAGCUCUUUUGAGGUUUAACACAUAUCUCUGAUUAAGUGUUUAGUUAGUUUGUGCGAUAUGUUUCAUUGGUCAAUAACGUACGGGUUGUUUGUGGGACUUUGGUUCAUCUCCCUGCAAGGGGUUUUCGGUCAAAUUGCCUACACACGUCAUCUUUCGGAUUUGCGUAUCAAGGAAUUACAAAAUCUAGCUAUUAAACUGGACCAUUCCAUUUACAAAGAAAAACCACCAUGUGAAAUGUACUACGAAUAUGUUUGCAAUCGAAAUCAACCAAUGUUUUCAAUCAUGGGCAAUUUACCAUGUGAAAGUGAAUUAAUUGAUCUUUUGAUCGACUUACAAAACGAUGAUCAGAAAUUCUCAGCGAAACGAAAAUUGAUGGACUUUUUCUUAUCGUGUAAUUUGGUUAAAUCAGUUGAUGAUUGUUAUCGUGAAUCCUUUGAUUAUUUCCGUCCGGUAUUCGGAUAUAUUGUGGCAAAUAAACAUAUGGAUACACAUGAUCAUAAGAAUCUUAUGGAUUUAUUGGAGAGAUUUAUUCAAAGAGCUAAGAGGACGGAAAAUUUUUCUGGUCAUUUAUUCCGGUACAAAUUGGAAUCGCUAAAAGACAGAUUCAAGGAUCCAAGGAUUUACUUUAAGAUGUCCGACUUGGAUAACGAAUACAAGAAUGUCAGAAUUUACCGCGAUGGCUAUGAGCAUAACAUAAAAUCACUAGAAGACCUCCGCAAAAGCAACAAUGAGACUUACGCGCGUGGUGUGCCCAAGACUAUCCUCGAUUGGACAAUGUAUAUGUAUCAAAGUCGAAACAAACCCAUGUCUUAUUACAUGUCAACAUUAAAUGUACAUCUUUGGAUGAUGUUUUACAAUAGCUCGGCAAGAAUGGAACCCAAAAAAUACUCCGAUAUUGCUGAUUGUCUUAAACUUCCACCCAUCAUAAAUGCUUUAGAUGAGGCACGUUUAAUGGCUGUUAUUUACAUUAAGAGUUUCCAACAUGCAUGGGCAGAAUAUAGGGAUUGGAUAACAUCGACAACAGUCACACAAGAGAUCUACGAUCAUGAGAAUGAAAUUUUAAAACGUUACAAGUUGGAUAACAAACGUUUAUUUUUUACACUUUAUGCACAGAAUUUCUGCGAUUUUGGAAGAGAAAUAGCUGAGAAUGUAUUCUUUUUGGGAUUGAAGCAGAAUCAUGACUUUUAUACAGUUUAUUCUUGUGGAUAUCAAACUUUAAAAGGCGUAGAAUGUGUUUAGAGAUAGUGGAAUAAAGAAAUAAAUAUUUUGUACUAGUUUGUAGUUUUGUAAUAUACAAAUUAAUUGGUUUUUGUAAAUCAGGCCUAUAAGAUAUUGGUUAAACAUUAAAUAUGUAUAAUUUUGGUUGGAAAUCAAAUACAAAAGUCAAAAUAUUUUUAUUAGAAGUAAAGUCUUCAGGUUUAACAAAUUUUGAAGAUUUUCUAUCAUGU
Messenger RNA from Episyrphus balteatus (marmalade hoverfly), 1549 nucleotides. RefSeq lists its product as uncharacterized. Gene Ontology annotation, biological process: proteolysis. The transcript has 2 exons. Gene Ontology annotation, molecular function: metalloendopeptidase activity. Bases 159 to 1340 code for a protein of 393 amino acids. Lineage: Eukaryota; Metazoa; Arthropoda; Insecta; Diptera; Syrphidae. The record is from RefSeq and is a predicted model, not a curated record.